AUGCAUCUCAUCGUCCCAGCUCCUUCCCGACCUGUUCUUCGACCUGCCCUUCCGGGCGCAGACAAGCGAACCAUUAUGUGCCUGCUUUAUCAUCACACGUUGCCCGAUAUUGGCGCAGGGGCGGAACCCAUCUGCACGCCUCAGUGUCAAUCUAAGUCCAUAUCGGCAAGGAUGGCCCCCCUUGAUGCACCAAUGCAGGGAAAUUAA
Molecule: messenger RNA, 207 nt
Organism: Akanthomyces muscarius
Lineage: Eukaryota; Fungi; Ascomycota; Sordariomycetes; Hypocreales; Cordycipitaceae
Exons: 2
Coding region: 1-207 (68 amino acids)
Source: RefSeq, a predicted model, not a curated record